CGCUCUGCGGCGGGGAGCAAUGUCUUCGUCCAGAGGAUUCGUAAUAUUUAAGACAUUAGAUCGUCUACAGUGCCCUUUUGUGCAACCAUGGGGGUGUCUUUUGAACAGGAGGCUCUACAGUCAGCCUAACUUCGGUUUGCUGUUCGACAUCGACGGCGUCAUCGUGCGGGGCUCGCGCAUCCUGCCGACGGCUCCGGAGGCGUUCUCACACCUGGUCGACGCCUCCGGCCAGUUCCGCGUGCCCACUGUGUUCGUUACCAACGCUGGCAAUGCCCUCAGGAGCGAGAAGGCGGAGCAGCUCUCCAAGUGGUUAGGCGUCACGGUCCAUGAAGACCAAGUUGUAAUGGCUCACUCUCCCCUCAAGAUGUUUGACCAGUACUUUAAUAAGCAUGUGCUAAUAUCAGGCCAGGGUCCUGUUCAGGAAAUCGCAAACAAUCUCGGAUUCUGCAAUACAACAACGGUAGAUGAAUUACGGACAGCCUACCCACAGCUGGACUGUGUGGAUCAUAGGAGACGUUCUUUGAAGGCAGUUAAUUCCUCACCAAUAACAAAAAUAGAUGCCCUCAUGCUGUUUGGAGAGCCAGUGAGGUGGGAAACAUCACUGCAACUUUUAAUAGAUAUACUAAUGACCAAUGGAGAUGUUUCUGGGACACCCACUGCCCCAUACCCACAUCUGCCCAUCCUUGCUUGCAACAUGGACCUUCAGUGGAUGGCAGAAGCUCAUAUGCCCAGAUUCGGUCACGGUGCUUUCUUGCUCUGCCUUGAGGCACUCUACAAAAAACUGACAGGGAAUGACCUCAUAUACACAGCCCUGGUUGGGAAGCCCUCAGAAAUAACAUACUACCAUGCUGAAACAAUGGUUCAAGAGCAUGCGAGAUCUAUAGGCAUUAGCAAUUCUAUCACAAAACUUUAUGCAAUUGGAGACAAUAUUCAUACUGAUAUUUUUGGAAUGAAUUUAUAUCAAGAAUAUGUAAGGAGACACCGCAGAAGCAAAAAGCAUGUGUCAAUGCAAGGUGCCAGAGGUCUUGAUCUUUCCACUCAUGACUUUAAGGGUCUGACUGCUGAUCAGUGUUAUUCUGUACUAGUUAAGACAGGAGUGCACAAUGGGGCAGAGCAACUCCUCGAACACUCACCAAGAGACUUCCUCCCUGUUGAAUCCAAACUGCAAGAACCUUCACUCACUGUCAUGUGUGUCCUAGAGGCCAUUACGAACAUAUUCAAGCGUGAGAACUACCGGUGAACCCUAAAUGAGGCAGGGGAGUGAAAUGUAUGCGAGUGCUUUAUAUAGCAGCUGAUUUGGCUGUGGUCUUGCCUUGGGCUUUUCACUAGUUGACUAAGAUAUAUACACAUGAUUUUUUUUGUAGGUGAGCUACGUUUACCAGUGAGGGAAUAUAGAGUAUUGAAGGACAUUUUUCAAAUAUACAGUAUGUAUGUUAAAGGGCAUAGGAAAGUAUAUGAUUUUCAGUAGAGAGUCUUGUUGACAGAUUUUGUUUUAGAGUGUACAUCUUUAAACCCAGAUAGCUGCUGUAGGCAAUAGAAGAUUAAAGAGCUGUGAGAUAGAUACCCAUAUCCCUAUGGUGUAUAUUGUUGAUCUCCUUUUAUGCAUUCUUGCUGAGGGAAUUACUUGGUAAAGAGCUGGAAACUACAAAGAUUUCAUGAAUAUUUAAAAGAAUGUUGAUAAUUUAUUAAAUUUUAGUCAUUAUUUAUUAAUUGUGGUAUGUAAGUGGAAUGCUAAGCA
Penaeus monodon (black tiger shrimp) is the source of this 1738-nucleotide messenger RNA. RefSeq names its product haloacid dehalogenase-like hydrolase domain-containing 5. The record is from RefSeq and is a predicted model, not a curated record. Lineage: Eukaryota; Metazoa; Arthropoda; Malacostraca; Decapoda; Penaeidae. Gene Ontology annotation, biological process: glycerophospholipid biosynthetic process. Gene Ontology annotation, cellular component: mitochondrion.